CAUCUGUGAUCUAAAAAUGUCAACGCUCUCACUCAAAGGACAUCAGUAUGAAUCACUAUAUUGUUGAAAAAUUCACAAACAAAUUAGAUCGCAUUACUAUCUCAGAUUACAAUGGUCUGAACAGUCCGGGUCUUACGUGCUAUUUGAACAGCGUGCUUCAGGUGCUUUUCAUGACGAAAGACUUCCGGGAGGCAAUAAAAAGAUGCUGCAAUGAAGAUUCAACAGCCAUUGACUCACACCUGGAAAGCUUGUUCACUGUUUUAGAGAAUAAUGUGGCCGAAACACAUAACAUCACAGAAACGCUGGGCAUCACAGAUGUAUACAUGCAACGUGAUGCUGCUGAGUAUUUCGAGAAGAUCUUGUGUCUGACCAAUCCGGACGCAUCGAAGAUAUUUAGAGGAGAGCUGAAUCACAAGACCACAUGCCUCAAGUGCAAGGAGAGGAACAACUGCAGGAGCUUCUUUUGGACUCUGCCACUUGCAGUGGAAAACCCAUUUGGUCAUAUCUACAGCGUGGAGAAAGGGUUGAAGGCAUUCUUCAAGAAAGAAAAUGUCUGCGGGGACAACAAGAUGUACUGCAACCGCUGCAAUACAAAGCAAGAUGCACACUUUGAAUGUGAGAUAACGCAAAAUCCAGAAAAUCUGACCCUGCUGCUGAAGAGAUUCAGAUACGACUACAAGCGAAGGUGUUACGUCAAGCUCCACUGUGAAGUUGACGUACCCCAGACUUUACACAUGGAGAGUUGCAUGUAUGACCUUUAUGCCAUAGUGAACCACUUUGGUAACAUAAUGGGAGGUCAUUAUAUUGCACAAAUCAAAUCGUUUGAAACCGGCGCGUGGUAUCAGUUCGAUGACCACACUGUUAAAAGUGUCCAACAUUCAUUCUUCAUGUCUGGAAAGAAGUCUUUGAGGUCUUCCUCAGCUUACCUCCUCAUGUACAGGAAAGUGAGCAAACAUCCCACAAAAACUGAUGAAAGCGACCAGGACGCUCCGUUUGUACAUUCAGAUGUCAGAUCUGAAAGAAGACGUGACGGGGCAGAGAGACGAGAUCAGCUGAAGGACGAUAUUUACAAUGGAGGAAAAUACUUGAGACACUUGAAUGGUGAAGUCUUUAAGAGUGAUGACGAAACAGUUUCGAAGAAAAUGACGAACUCUUCCGUAGAGCUGAAAAAACAGACAAAUCAGAGAGCAGCUUGUGAUUGGUCACACGGAGACAUUUGGCCUCAAACAGACUCUGUACUGGAUGGAGACAUUUACAGACCGAGUUUGCAAACAUUUAAUUUUGCAGAGCCAGAAAAAUAUGAAGUACAAACAUGUUAUGGACCAAACAGAUGGCAGCAUGCUACAAACUCAGAGAACAUCUGUCAUCUGAACACUAGAGGGACCCCUGACGACAUAUUUAAGAAAACACUCAGAAGAUAUCAGUCAGAGCAAAACUCCCAAAAGAAAAGACUAACAGCAAAUGAGAUUAUGUGGGAAACACAGAGCGGCACUAUUACAAAGACUGGGACAAAAGCAAAAACUGAUCAUGGCCCUAUAAAAAAUACAGUUAAGCUUCCAGAAACUAGAGGUGUGAAAAAUAAAAAGGAGGUAGUAGCAGAGGUAAACAUAGAAAAAGACACUAGUAAACAGAGAAGAGAUGCUGCUGUCAGGGUGAAGAUGGGAGAUUGUGAUGUGAAGUCGUCUCAUGUUUCCUCCAAUGGCUACUCUUCCUCAGGUCCGCACUCACGCAGUCUGUUGGCACUAAAGGAACCCAAUGAGUGUAAUUCAUGCAAUCUAUGCAGAAAAUCAAGUAACUUAAAGAGCAACCAGGUGAAAGUGCAGCAUGUUGUUCUUGCAGAGGGCGGCCGCAAACUGGAGGCAACACAAGGAGAAAAUGUUCCAAGUCUGAGAGGAGAAAGAAAUGCUAAAAAGAGUAUGGACAAAGUCAGAAAAGAUCCAUGGAGGUCAUGA
This is a messenger RNA of Scomber japonicus (chub mackerel), 1952 nucleotides long. RefSeq names its product ubiquitin carboxyl-terminal hydrolase 7. The coding region runs from base 48 to 1952 and encodes 634 amino acids. Lineage: Eukaryota; Metazoa; Chordata; Actinopteri; Scombriformes; Scombridae. The transcript is spliced from 11 exons. The record is from RefSeq and is a predicted model, not a curated record. Gene Ontology annotation, cellular component: cytosol; nucleus. Gene Ontology annotation, molecular function: cysteine-type deubiquitinase activity; cysteine-type endopeptidase activity. Gene Ontology annotation, biological process: protein deubiquitination.